Acipenser ruthenus (sterlet) is the source of this 1314-nucleotide messenger RNA. RefSeq lists its product as uncharacterized. The coding region runs from base 94 to 660 and encodes 188 amino acids. NCBI's taxonomy places the organism in Eukaryota, Metazoa, Chordata, Actinopteri, Acipenseriformes, Acipenseridae. Gene Ontology annotation, molecular function: channel activity. The record is from RefSeq and is a predicted model, not a curated record. The transcript is spliced from 3 exons. Gene Ontology annotation, biological process: cytolysis in another organism; monoatomic cation transport; pore complex assembly. Gene Ontology annotation, cellular component: pore complex.
GACAGAUCCUGAAGCAGGUCAACAACUCGUCAGUUUCCAGUAUUUGCUGUAGUAUCAGUGGAAGACGCCACCUGACAAAUAAUCCCAUUGAAAAUGGAGGCAGCAGCAUUAGCAUCUCUGGUCAUCGCUGGAGCCUCAUUGGCAGGCACUACCAUUGAGAAAAUUUCCAACGCUAUAAACACAGAACGAAAUGUCACUAUUCACAUAACAAACUUCUGCAAAGACUACAACUUAACAAACCCACGGGUCUUCACAUCUAGUGGAUAUAGUCAUGAUCCUCCUCAGCCUACAAUCAAAACGCAGACAAUGGAAGCCUGUUCAUUCACCAAAAACCCUAAUAAACUAUGGGGUUGCGUAGGAGUUCUGACAUAUGACGUCUGUAAAAUAGAAGAAAGCAAAGCUGACAGCUGCCUGGCCAUAAUGUUUUCUGUACCUUAUGAUUACACUAAGUAUGAAAAUUGGUUCGCUGUUGGGAUCUUUGAUAGUGAGCGUUCAUGUGAUGAAUCUCUGUUCAAUCUGAUGUAUUAUGAAUCUGGGAGCUUCAGCAGAGACAAUUCAUCAGGGAAUGAGAUAAAGCAGGUUAGGAAUGCAAUUGAAAUCAAGGGAACAAUGUCUCCUAGAGCCAAGUCAAUCAUGAAAGUAGAAGUGUGGGAUUAUUAAACCUACUGUCAAGACAACUAGUAUGAGGGUCAUGCAAAAAAAAAGAUAAUAUUUCUACAUCAUCCUCUUAAUACACUGUGAUGGCUUCUUGUGUGAUUGAAAAAACUACCUUGAGGAUAAAAAAAGUAAUGAUCCGACUGGUCUAUAGAGUGAUACUUACUGAAAUGUUUCCAUGGUUUAUUAAUUGAUGGGCACUGUUUACUAAAUCAUUAACAGUGUAACAAUAGUUUCUUAUGGUACAGUAGUAUCUUCCUGAAUAUAUGUAAACACAAUCUGUCCUUAGUAAAAUGUUAUUGAGGGAAGGUAAUGAAUCAGGAGCUUAUUGAUCUGUUUAUGCUUAGAUCCAAACACAGUAAAUGUAGAAAUACUAGUAUAAAUUGCUAUAAAAUAUUAAUUUGUUGUUCAAAGUUUACAUACCCCAAAGUAUGGAAAUUUCCAUACACUGGGGUGUGUAAACUAUUGAUAACUAUACACACACAGUUCACAUUGUACAUAAACACCUUGUACAGCAUAUGUAUGUGUUACAAUGUGUACUACAGACAUUAUGAUACACACAUGCUGUGUUUUAGACUGUGUUUGUGAUUGUGUUUGUGUAUACCUGACUGUCAUAAACUCCUGUGCAUCUCUAUCUCUCUGUGUAAUAAACUCAUAGCU